AUGUCCUACUUCCGCAUUACCCUGCUUCGCUCGUCGAUCGGUCUGCCCAAGCAGGCGUCGGGCGUCCUCAAAGCGCUGGGUCUGCGCAAGCGCAUGAAGACUGUCUACCAUCCCGUUUCACAACAAGUCGCCGGUCAGAUCUUCGCCGUCAAGGAGCUCGUCGACGUUCAGGAGGUCGAUCAGAAAUUCACGCCGGAAGAGCUGAAGGAGUUGAGGAGACCCGAUUCUGGCUUUUACGUCGAAAGUCGUCAUCAAGAUCAACGCAUGGACUGA
This is a messenger RNA of Aureobasidium subglaciale EXF-2481, 273 nucleotides long. RefSeq lists its product as uncharacterized. Gene Ontology annotation, biological process: translation. The coding region runs from base 1 to 273 and encodes 90 amino acids. NCBI's taxonomy places the organism in Eukaryota, Fungi, Ascomycota, Dothideomycetes, Dothideales, Saccotheciaceae. Gene Ontology annotation, molecular function: structural constituent of ribosome. The transcript has a single exon. Gene Ontology annotation, cellular component: large ribosomal subunit; mitochondrion. The record is from RefSeq and is a predicted model, not a curated record.